Messenger RNA from Trichobilharzia regenti, 1656 nucleotides. The record is from the annotation of a GenBank genome assembly. Lineage: Eukaryota; Metazoa; Platyhelminthes; Trematoda; Strigeidida; Schistosomatidae.
AUGCUGUGGAUUAAUUUUUGUUCAUCCUUAAUUGUUGUAAAUUUUUACCUGACUAGUUGUGUUAGUUUUGAAAAUCAGAUUAGUCAACCUGGUGGACUCUUUGAAAUAGAUAUUCGUUACAGAAACAAUGAGGCUCUUCUUGAAAGUGGAGAAUUCUGCGACUCAGCAAUACAAAGGUGUGAUGUUUACAUCAAGUUAGAGUUAUAUGCACUGAGUGGACAAAGCUCAAGAUUGCUUUUUCGUAAAAAAAGUGACACAGUAAUGAAUACUGGUGAAGUCAAGGCAUUUUUUCAGGAACAAGUAAAUGAAAAGUUGCCGGUAGCAUAUCGUUUGGAAAUUAGGGUGUAUGAUUACGAUUGGCAUAAUGAACCUGACCUGAUUACCCAUGCAGAGGGGAUAUUUCAGCCGAGUCCAGUAGUGACUACAUUACAUCAAAUGUAUUGGAAUCACACAAAUCCAAGUGAAAGUUUUCGGUUAAGCGCAACUAUAAAAAUGAGAUGCAACCCAAAUUAUUACGGGAUCGGAUGUGAUGUAUUUUGUAAGCCUAAUUCAUGGGUAUACAAGUGUGAUAUUAAUGGAACUAAACUCUGUGUCGAUGGUAGAUAUGGAGAUGAUUGUGAAUUUUUCGACUACUGUAAAUUUUAUCCGUGUCCUAAGUAUGCACGUUGUAAGAACCUGCCAAAAGAAUAUUAUCGUCGCUGCAUGUGUAAGAAUUUUGAAGGUGACGGGUGUUUCACUUAUUAUUCAUGUGACAGAUCACCAUGUAAAAAUGGCGGUCAAUGUGCCCUAUUAAAGGACAUUGUUGAAUUUGAUAAUAAUGAAAGACAACAGAAAAGUGUUUUGGGUGAUUCGACCAGGGUAGAUGACUAUUCUGAUAAUGAAGAUGAUGAAACUGUCUGUAUUUGUCCGGAUAACUGGAAAGGACAGUUUUGUACAGAACCUGUUGUCGAUUGUACAACAGACAGUAGGGAAUACCGAAACACCUUAAAACAACGUACUACUCAAUCAUGUUUAAACGGUGGCGUUUGUAUUAUUCAUCCGGGUAAUUCAAGCGCUCGAUGCUCUUGUCCACCUGAAUGGGAAGGUUAUUUUUGUGAAGCAAGCAAGGAAUGGUCUAUUGGCAAGAAGUUUGGAGUGGCAUUUGGCGUUAUUUUUAUCAUAUUUUUCAUUCUAUCCGUUGCAUUCUUAACAUGGUUGUGUUGCUUAUCAAGACCUCCGAAAGUCCCAAAACGACAACGACAACCAUAUCCAGCAAUAACCUAUACACCAGAUUACCCCUACAUUCAUACAAAAGGUCUUAGGACAAAUACUGAUAUUCAGUCCAAAGUAUUUAUGCGACCUAAUGAAGUUCUUCAGAAUGGAAUGGCUCAUCAUGAAUCAACCGACUUAAACACAUUUGGCAAACCGACUAGUUCAACAGCAAAUCCCUUGAAAAUGCAAAAUGAUUAUGAAAUUCCAUUUGAGAUAGAAGGCAUAAACCAUGAUAAAAUGAUUGAUCGAGUUGAAUUCGACAACAGUAGAUAUAAGCCGAAUGAAACACUAGCUGAAUCGAAUUCAAUGUACAGUGAUGAGAAUAUUUACGUAAAUUAUAAUGAUUUAAUGUUGCAAAGACAACGAGACAAUUUAUCAUGCGAUUCAAAGUCAUAUUUCAAUUAA